Messenger RNA from Lineus longissimus, 1361 nucleotides. RefSeq lists its product as uncharacterized. Gene Ontology annotation, molecular function: zinc ion binding. Lineage: Eukaryota; Metazoa; Nemertea; Pilidiophora; Heteronemertea; Lineidae. The transcript has 3 exons. The record is from RefSeq and is a predicted model, not a curated record. The coding region runs from base 693 to 1358 and encodes 221 amino acids.
CGAUGCAGACCAAAACAAAUCCGAAGCGGCUCCCCCAUUUUCGCGGGUAUUGCGCAUGCGCGACUGAUUGUUGUGUUUCUGUGUCGUGUGCAUGAUCCUAGGUAUUGACCCAGUGUUUUGAACGUAAUUAGAGAAUUGCUUGCCUGUUUAGGACGCAUUUUGGGCGCUUUCUUUGCGGAACGAAAUGAAAAUCAAAAAUCAGAAAAUUUCUUCUCUGGAAACGAAGUGACGCGCGAGAAAACGGGAAAAAACGGGUUUUCGCGAAAUUGGGGAUGACUCGAAAUUGGGGAGCAGCACCAUACAUGCUAAACUAAUUAUAUACUCAUGCAUGUUAUGUAUGAAGGCAGUUAUAGCCUACCAGUACCCUAAAUUAUAGGCUACUAUACUAGACUACACGCAUAUAGCCAUAAAAUGUGAAGAAGUUGCAGUCAACUGAAAUUUGGAAAACAGCGGAUGCUUUCCAAUCUUGGUUUUCGAAACAAUGGCUGUCUGUGUCUGUGUCAGAGGUAAGUUAAAACAAAAAUGGCACCCAUUUUGGUUGCGCUAUCCGUUGAUCAAAUUCUUUUUAUGAGAGGGGAUGUGAUCAGUACCAGGUACUCGGGCAACAACAAAAAUUAUGAUGUCGUUUUCACACAUGAUUGAAACUUAAGUGUUUACUGAAUCUUUUAUUUUAGACGUGGCAAUAUAGGAGGAUGCUUCCAGCUUGUCUGUGUAUUGAAUCUUUGUUCUCACUAUUUCAGAGAUGGGUACAGGCUUUCCAGAAUGGUCGAUUCUUGGUUCAGGUUCGAACAAACAAUGGUCUGGAGCGACAAAAUAAACUGUUCAAACACACAUAUCUGAAGCACUAUAGUGAGAAGUCGCUGUCAAAGAUGUUGACCACAUUGAUCAAGGAGUUUCUACCGGAGAGACUUGAGCAUCUCAGCAAUUUGAAAAGCUACAUUGAUAUGAACAGUGUGUCCUCGUCAGAGUACAGGGGGUACAAGGAAGACGUGCUGCCACGUUUCCUUCAUGAGCGACCCAAGCAGUUUAUUGAGCAUUGCAAGAAACGCUAUACCAAUUCAUCAGGUGUUGGUGACCAGCCCAGUGAACCAGGAAAAUUCAGAGUGAUAAGUGAGGAUGGUAGAAACUGCUAUGAAGUUAACCAUGGGAUGGACUCUGAGUCUCCAUCAUGCACCUGUCCUGACUUUGCCUUGACUUUCUGGCCCUGCAAGCAUUUUUUUGCUAUUUGGAAUGCUGAUAAAGGUUACGCAUGGAAUUCCUUACCAGCCUGGUACAUGAAUUCGCCAUUCCUAAGUAUUGACAAUCAUGUCAUAUUUAGGUCGAAAGAAGAGGUUGCGGCUGUAUCCGAAUCAGUAUAACCG